AUGGCCGCUCCCAACACCUUCGGGGAGCUUGGUCUCUCCAUCAUUGGCGUCGCCAGCCAGUAUCCGCCCUACUCGCUCAAGACAGACUCAAUAGACUACCUCAGCAACAAGUUCUAUCCAGAAUCGCCCUCCAUGAAAAAGGUUCUAUCCAUCAACAGAUUCACCGGCAUUGAUUACCGUUCCUCCAUCGGCACACACGAGCACGAAGUCGUCAACCAGAAAGAUGCCCCCUCCAUCGCAGAACUCCACAAGGUCUUCAUGAGUGACGGCGUGCCUCUCGCCGUAGAAGCAUCCCGCAAAGCCAUUGAAGAAGCGCGCAUCGACCUCUCUGAAAUCACCCAUGUGGUAUCGACAACCUGCACCGACAGCGCCAACCCGGGCUUCGACCACUACGUCGUCAACGGCCUCGGAAUCACACACCAAGUCGAAAAGGUUCUGCUCCACGGCGUUGGCUGCAGCGGUGGGUUGGCAACGCUUCGGACGGCAGCGAACUUGGCACUGGGGCACAAGGCGCGCGGAAAACCCGCGAGGAUCCUCUGCGUUGCGCUCGAGGUCAGCACCACCAUGGUGCGCAGCGAGCUCAACAGCAUCGACGAGUUGCAAGAAACCCGGAUCGGUGUCGCGCUCUUCUCUGAUUGCGCAAGCGCUGUGGUGCUCAGCAAUGGCAUCGGCGAGCCAACGGAACCCGUCUAUGACCUGUUGGGCUGGGAGCACAAGAUCAUACCCGACACGGACCAGGACCUCGGCUUCGAUGUCGACCCUGUUGGUUGGAAAGUGAUUCUUACCCCACGAGUGCCAAAGCUCGCAUCGGCGGCAAUCCCGUCGACAUUUGCAGAGAUGCUCUCCGAUGUACCAUCACUACCAUCGAAUUAUCAGAAACCCGAAGACUUCGACUGGGCGAUGCACCCCGGAGGAGCGACGAUCUUAUCAGGGGCAGAGACGACGAUGGGCAUCACAUCGUACCACAUGCGGGCGAGCUACGACACAUAUAUCAAUCACGGAAACUCGAGUUCGGCAACGAUUUUCAGCGUCAUGGACAGGCUGCGGUCCAAGGACAUGGACGCCGUGGCGCCGGAGGGCCGAGCCCGGGACUACGUGGUGGGGUGUGCGUUCGGGCCGGGGAUCUCGGUGGAGAUGUGCAUGCUGAAGCGGAACAUGCGGGCGCGAGGCGCCACGGGGCUGCAGACGCCACCGGAGACGGAGAGCGAGGGCAGCACUAGCGAGGCUGGGGAUGAUGGCGCGGUGCGAUCGGAAGAGCGGGCAUCUUCAGGGCGUCAAGCAGACCAGACCUUUGUUGCAGAGGCAAUGGAGGAGCUGGAUCUCGACUGA
Colletotrichum abscissum is the source of this 1329-nucleotide messenger RNA. RefSeq names its product chalcone and stilbene synthase. Bases 1 to 1329 code for a protein of 442 amino acids. The transcript is spliced from 3 exons. The record is from RefSeq and is a predicted model, not a curated record. Gene Ontology annotation, molecular function: acyltransferase activity, transferring groups other than amino-acyl groups. NCBI's taxonomy places the organism in Eukaryota, Fungi, Ascomycota, Sordariomycetes, Glomerellales, Glomerellaceae. Gene Ontology annotation, biological process: polyketide biosynthetic process.